Molecule: messenger RNA, 1826 nt
Organism: Camelus dromedarius (Arabian camel)
Lineage: Eukaryota; Metazoa; Chordata; Mammalia; Artiodactyla; Camelidae
Gene: MMP12
Product: matrix metallopeptidase 12
Exons: 10
Coding region: 50-1462 (470 amino acids)
Biological process (GO): collagen catabolic process; proteolysis; extracellular matrix organization
Cellular component (GO): extracellular matrix
Molecular function (GO): zinc ion binding; metalloendopeptidase activity
Source: RefSeq, a predicted model, not a curated record
UGGGAAGGAACAGGGUAAACUGGGUUAAGCCAUUCAGGAGAAGCGUAGGAUGAAGUCUCUUCUGUUGGUACUGAUUUUUCAGGCCACAGCUUCUGGAGCUGUUUCCCUGACCAACAAUUCAAGCCCUGAAGAAAAUGACGUGGUGUUUGCUCAAAGGUACUUGGCAAGCUUCUAUGGCCUCGAGAUGGAAACAACCCCAGUGACAAAAGUGAAAGUCAAUGGGAGCCUCGUGGAGAAUAAAAUCCAGGAAAUGCAGCGGUUCUUGGGGUUAAAAGUGACUGGGCAGCUGGACAAAUCCACUAUGGAUAUGAUGCACAGACCCCGAUGUGGCGUGCCCGAUGUUCAUAAUUUCAGAGUAUUUCCAGGGAGGCCUGGAUGGAAGAAACGCCUUAUCACCUACAGAAUCAACAAUUACACUCCUGACAUGAAGCCUGAGGAUGUUGACUAUGCCAUCCAGAAAGCUUUCCAAGUAUGGAGUGAUGUGACCCCCCUGAAAUUCAGAAGGACUAAUGCGGGCGAGGCUGACAUCAUGAUACAAUUUGCACUUGGAGCUCAUGGAGACUACUAUCCUUUUGACGGCCUAGGGGGAGUUCUAGCCCACGCUUUUGCUCCUGGAUCUGGUAUUGGAGGAGACGCACAUUUUGAUGAGGGUGAAAACUGGACUAAAAACUCCAGAGGCACAAACUUGUUCCUAGUUGCUGUUCAUGAGCUUGGCCAUUCCUUGGGUCUUGACCAUUCCACUGACCCAAAAGCCAUAAUGUUCCCCACCUACAGAUAUACUGACCACAACAACUUUCACCUCGCUGCCGAUGACAUACGUGGCAUUCAGUCUCUCUAUGGAGGCCCAGAAAAACAAACACCCUCAUCGGAUCCUCAUAGCCCAGACUCAGCGGCUUGUGACCCCAGUUUGGGUUUUGAUGCUGUCACAACUGUGGGAGACAAAGUUUUUUUCUUUAAAGACAGGUUCUUCUGGUGGAAGCAUCCUGAGGGUCCGGCGAGCAGAGCAGGUUUAAUUUCUUCUUUAGGGCCAAACUUACCAUCCGGCAUUCAAGCUGCUUAUGAAACUGGAGCCAGAAAUAACGUUUUUCUUUUUAAAGAUGACAAGUACUGGCUAAUCAGAAAUUUAAAACCACAGUUAAACUAUCCCAAGAGCAUAUACUCAUUGGGCUUCCCCUACUCUGUGAAAACAGUUGAUGCGGCUGUUUUCGACCCACGUUUCGACAAGACCUACUUCUUUGUAAAUAACCAGUUUUGGAGGUAUGAUGAGAAGAGACAAUCCAUGGACCCUGGUUAUCCCAAACUGAUUACCACAUAUUUCCCAGGAAUUGGGCCCAAAAUCGAUGCAGUCUUCUACUACAAGAGACACUACUAUUUCUUCCAAGGAUCUGACAUACUUGAAUACGAUGUCCUGUCCCAGCGUGUCACCAGAAGACUGAAAAGUAACACCAAGUUUAGUUGUUAAGAACGGUGUAACUAAUGGUGCUUGUCAGUUCACUUCAGUUUAACAAGGAUUUCUUGCCUUCUUGCUGUGUGCCCAGCACUAUUAUAUGGUGACAUGUAUCAUAAAAUAAGGUAAAAUCUUAUAGGCCAUAGAUAAAUGACUAUAUAGAGAAUUGAUUAUACAAAACACAUAAUAAGAUUCUUCGAUUUUGAAAAACCUCAUUCUCAGUUUUUACUGGACUCUACUACUAAGUUUGAAAAGAGACACUUUCAAAAGCCAAGAGAAUAUAUUGGUUGCUAACAUCCUUGAAAUGAGAAAUUACGAUUAUUUCUCUGGCUUAACUAAAUCAAGGAAUGAUUAGUUUCUAUGACCAUUAAACGUUUCA